This is a messenger RNA of Aureobasidium subglaciale EXF-2481, 1236 nucleotides long. RefSeq lists its product as uncharacterized. The record is from RefSeq and is a predicted model, not a curated record. NCBI's taxonomy places the organism in Eukaryota, Fungi, Ascomycota, Dothideomycetes, Dothideales, Saccotheciaceae. Bases 1 to 1236 code for a protein of 411 amino acids. The transcript is spliced from 2 exons.
AUGUCCAAAUCAGAAAUCGCAGCCGCCAUGGACGAUCUACUGGCAAUUCCUAUGCGACCAGUGGUGCCGACCGCUUUACGAUCACCGCCAAUCAGAAUCAAGUACUCACCAAACCGUCUCCAAGAGCUAACUGCGUUGAUGAGCCGUGCUACCUCUAUCCGAAUACCCUUACCAAUGCUUGGUGUGCCGCACAUUGACGACCUCUCUGACAAGCAGCGCGUCAAGCGUACCAAAUUCGAGACUCUUUUCCUCGAGUGCUUGUCAAGAGACUCUAUCUGUUCUACCAAGCUCAAAAUGGAACACAACAAAUCUGGAAGCGCGAAGACCGACUUGCGACCAAAUCCGAAGAGUGUACGAAUGCUAACACGUCUUUUGCGACAAGAUGAUUGUACCAUGAACCCUCACCUUACAUGGAGUCGUCACGAAGUCAUGGCUGCAUUGAAGCAGCGUCAACUCUCCAUUACCGGACUGGAGACAAAGUCGAGAUUUGCAUGUCGAAUAAAUCUACAAGCCGCUGACGAACGACGCACUUUCCGCUUCAUGGACCUUCCCAAAGAAGUGCGUAUGCUGAUCUAUGAAGAUGCGGUAUUAAAAGAAGUAGACUGGGUUGUCCAGGGCUCUCCAAAACCGGCACUGUUGUCCGUGAGCAGACAAGCACAGCAGGAAGCAAGCGCUGCAUUCUUUCGUGUCAACAGAUUCCAGCUGCGUAUCUGUGGUCAAGGGUUAUCUGACAUGCCUCUGAGCCUAUCGGACCACAUACCCCCAUCAUUGGGGCUGUACAAGGCAGAGUUGCAGUGGUUCACGGUCAUGGGAGCAAAUAACCUCGCAAAAGUCCGCCACCUGUCGUUUAUCUCAAGGUUCAGUCUCACGCGCCUCGGCCAGAAGACAGAGCUAGAUCUUCUCUGCCUCAAGGCUGCUACCUGCCCUACAAUCGUGGGAACCGCGUGUUCAUGCGGCAAGGGAUGUGGGUUCAGGACUCGAUUGUAUCUAGGUGAGGAAGUUGCAUCACAGUACAAACAGCUCGAAAAUGCGAAGAGCAUCGAAUACGUUUUUAUGUCUCCAGAGAUGACACAGGAUGCAAUACGCCAGAUUGAAAGUCUAAAGAUGAGGAUUGCAAACCUUCAAGAGGCCAUGGAGGAGUUUGGUAGAUUGUGUGGUACGCACAAGCGUGUCAAGCCUUCGGCCGAAGGUCUUGUGCUUCUAGCACGCGCGGUGUAUCUCGAGUGUAGCGACUGA